GGUAGCUUCGCAGUUCAGUACAAGCUUGGACGUGGUUCGCAUGUUGGGUGCAGAUUGUCAUUAGGCGGGUUGUCUGGGUUGGUAGGAGUGUGGCGACGAUUUUGUUUCCUUCCUAAAAUACGAAUGCUAAUUUGUGCACGAUCGCUGGCAACGUCGUUGUGUAUAAGCAUUAGCCAUGAAUGUGCUUUGUUGCUACACUGUGACGCGGAUUCCAAAUACCAACCGCGCGGGGCACGUCGGUGACAGUGGUUCCCCUGCUCCCCGUUACGUUGUAAAGCGUCUGUAGCUCUAUCCUAACCAGACAUCUGCGGGCAAAGUGUCGCGUUCUAGUGCUGGCGUUUUCAGUUUUAUUUCUACUUUUCGGUCUCGAUUGUUUUAUCUUCUGCCGCUGUGUUUGGUUUUGCAAAUGUUCUUGGAAGUGCUGUUUUAUAUUUUCCGUGGAAAGUGUUCUGAGCCAGUGAUCUUCAGGUGAUAUGGUGAACUAUGCUGAUAUGUAAUCAACUUUGCAGCAGGAUACCCCCACUUCAUCCAAACUUAUUUUGAAAAUCGGCGGAAGUCGAAGAUUUAGAGUCGAAAGCCCACGUGCCAUCGCAGAAGAUAUUCACUUUAAAUAAAAAUAAUCUCUUGAAUAUUUUCGAUAUGUAUAUUCAAAGUCGAUAUAUUGCCUCCAAAAUAUCUAUGCUUUUUGGAUUUUCGGUGUUAUUUCUGGUACUAGCUGCAUCAACGAUUGGGAUAACAGAAACUAUAGCUGGACAACGGGAAUCCUGUUCAAACGAGGGCGAGGAAGUGAAAUUAGGAAACUUCAAAUGUUUCAAAUGUAAAUGCCAGAAUGGUUUUGUGGAAUGUGAACCUGAAAAUUGCCCGGUAAUUGACGAUUGUUAUAUGCUAGAGGAGCGACCACGAAAUGGAUGUUGCCAGAAAUGCAAAGAUUGCUUUUAUAGAGGUCGUCGAUUUCCAAGUGGAUCCGAAUGGUCUGACCCAGAAGACAGUUGUUCCACAUUCCAGUGUGAAGCCGGAGUUAUUACGGAAACAAUUCAAGAAUGUUAUACUCCUUGUUCAAAAACUAUUCCCCCUAGGCCUGGACAAUGCUGUCCAACGUGUUUAAAUUGCUAUCUUAAUGGACAACAAGUGCUUGAAGGCCGAGAGGUGACAUUAACUGAAGACCCCUGCCUCAAAUGCCACUGCUCUAAUAAGAAGCUAACUUGUGCAAAAAAAGCUUGUCCAGUAUUGCAAUGUCCAGUUUCGACGCAAAUUCGAAUACCAGGCGAAUGUUGUCCCCGAUGUUCCAAAAAACGAGAAAUUAUGCAGGUUCCAGGAAAAUGCAUCUUAGGCAAAGGAUUUCAUUCAAAUGGUAAGCAUUUCGCGGCUGAUCGCUGUACAUCUUGUGAAUGUGUAAAUGGUACUUCAAUAUGCCACAGAAACACUUGCCCGGUCUUAGAAUGCUCUCCAGAAUAUCAAAAAGUAAAUCCAGGUGAUUGUUGUCCACAUUGUCCCCCAGUUGCAGAAGUACGAUCAACAUGCACAUAUCACAAUCAAACUUUUCAAAACGAGGAAACAUGGAUUUUGGGACCCUGCAGGUCAUGUAAAUGUCAUAGUGGUGAAAUUAGGUGCGCCCAAACGAAGUGUCCUAAAGUAAAGUGCCGUCCAAAUGAAAUAUCAAUUACCCCCGAAGGUCAGUGUUGUACCAGAUGUGUAGAGAGCGCAGGAAUAUGUACAGUUUUCGGAGAUCCGCAUUACAAAACUUUUGACGGAAAGCAUUUUAGUUUUCAAGGAUCAUGUAAAUAUCAACUUGCAGCUGAUUGCCACGAUCAUACUUUCGCUAUACGAGUUACAAACGAUGGCCGACUUAAAAAUUCAACAACACGAACAAGGACAGUUACAUUGAAAAUUCGGGGAAUCCGAGUUAAUUUGGGACAAAAGUUUCGGGUGAAAGUGAAUGGAAGUAGAGUUUCUGUACCGUUUAAUUUGAAGUCGAUUUUAAAAAUUGACCAAUCAGCUGAAGCCAUUUUCCUUACGACAGAGAUAGGCUUACAAAUCGAGUGGGAUGGAAGAAGUUUCUUGCAGAUCCAAGUACCGCCGACUUAUAAAAAUAAACUUUGCGGCUUAUGUGGAAAUUUCAAUGGAAUAUCAAGAGAUGAUCUUACAUCACGUGAAGGAAUAAAUUGUUCUGACGCAAAGAUUUGGAAAUUUGCCAAUUCGUGGAAAGUGGGCGGGCAAAAAACAUGCAACAAAAGACGUCUAAUCAGGCCUCAAACAUGCAAAAUUCAUUCGCAACUGUCAUUAUGUUCACCACUCCUAGAAUCAACCACUUUCGGAGGUUGUGACAGCCACAUAAAUCCUCACAAUUAUUACGAAGCUUGCAAACAAGAUAUGUGUGAUUGUGCAUCGCAGACGUGCUAUUGCGAAAGCUUCGCUGCCUACGCUCAUGAAUGCGGCAGGCUAGGAGUAAGUGUUCCCAACUGGCGACGAAUAACUAAUUGUCAGUUUGAACCAACUCAUAACAAAAACCAGGAUCAUUCAGCAACUAUGAAAAAAACAUUACAUAAAACAGAGGAGAAGCAGCAAUCAGAGCGUCUUCGAAAAAAACAAAGGCGCCCGGAUUUCUUCACUAGACACGUACCAAAAGCUUUACUCAUACCGAAACACCAGGAACGAACACCGCCGCCACUUCAGUAACGAAUAGGCUUUAUGUAAAUUAAUUUAAUUGAUAUCUUUAGUAAGUUAUACCUUUUUUGUAAUAAUAGUGUAGAUUUUUUUUAUUGAAUAUAGCAUAUCAUUCUUUAAAUACCAAAAAGUGAGGUGAGUUAAACUUGUUAGAGUGGAAAUCAUUUGAAUGGAAUUUUAUUUCCAAGGAAUUAACUUGAUAUUUCAAGAAAGUGAAAUUUCAAUGCCAGAAAAUUAAUAUUCCUCGUUAGCUCUGUAUGUGAUGUUAUCACAUCAUUUUAUGUAUGUUACAAUUUUCAGUUUAAAUAAGUUUCACAUUAACAAAACGUUUAACCUACAAGAAUGUAUUAUCUAUUUAAAUAUUUAAUAAAAUAUAUGUGGACAUGAUUCUCCUUUGCGGAUGAAUGAUAUAGUGAA
Hermetia illucens (black soldier fly) is the source of this 3081-nucleotide messenger RNA. It is a transcript of the gene cv-2, whose product is annotated as BMP-binding endothelial regulator protein. The record is from RefSeq and is a predicted model, not a curated record. The coding region runs from base 640 to 2676 and encodes 678 amino acids. Lineage: Eukaryota; Metazoa; Arthropoda; Insecta; Diptera; Stratiomyidae. Gene Ontology annotation, molecular function: protein binding. The transcript has 7 exons.